UCCACCGGCCUCUGGUUCCGCGAUUUAUCCGCCGUUGUGUCACCGAUUACCGGCUCAAAAUGGGGGAACAUGAUGACUACCAGUGUGUACGAGCAGCCUGUCAGGGCCGGCGUGUGAUGAGGGGUUUAACCGAGCAAACUCUUGUCUUUCCGGGUGUGAAACAAGAGGGGGGAGCCAUGGGAAAACUGGCUCGUUAGCUGAUUAGCCUCCUCUUUGUUGAGUUUGACAGAAGAAGUUAGUUUACCUUCCAUCCAGGGGAAAGUAACACCACAGCUGCGGCUCACAAGCUAAAGCGUGGGCUCAGUCCGGCUAUGACAACUGCUGCAGUCCGGUUCGUCAGCGAUGUGUCAUGUGUUAACUGCGAAAUCCCAAAUUAUUCAAUCCAUCACACAUCUCCAGUUAGCUUCAGUUAGCUUUCUUUCUCGAUAUUCAACCUUGAAGGCGAACUAAGCUUCAUACAACCAUGCCUGGUGAAGCCACAGAAACGGUCCCUGUCACCGAGCAGGAGAUGCAGCAGCCUCAAGUGGAGACUGCUACACCUCCUGCCCCUGCUUCCUCCAAGCAACCUCAGGCAGCUUCUGGCCCUGCUAAGCCCAAAGGCAAAGAUGCCAAGAGUAUGCAGGGUUCCUCUGCCCCAAAGGCUGUCCCAGGCAGAAGAAAGCGCUCUUCUAUGUCUGCCUCUUCCUCCUCUCCCACAUCACCGAAAUCAACCCCCUUGUCACCUGUGCCCUCUCCCCUAGCAGCCUCACCUGCUAGUUCCUCUGCUUACCAGGCUAACCGCUCUACUCCAAAAGUUGUCAAGGCUGGCAAGCAAGGAAAACCUAAGAAAGUAGAGGCAUUUGUGCCUGUCUCUGAGGAGAGCAAGGUCACAGCAGCAGAUCUAAAACCAGCGGAGGCUCCAUUAGUUGAAGCUAAACAUGCCCCGGUUGAGACAAAGAAACCCUCACCACCUGCUGCAAAGCCUGCUGCAGCACCUCCUGCUUUUAAAGUUACUUCAAAGCCUGCUGUAGCAGCACCAGUUUCAUUUUCAGAAACUCUUCCCUCAAGCCCUCCCAAACCAUUUGAAGUUAAAGCAGCCUCAUCAAAAACUGUUACUGCAGCCGCUGAUGACGAACUGCCUCCACUGAUCCCACCUGAAAAGCCAAUUCAAAUGCCUGUAAUUGUGCCCCCUGUUGAGAAAGAACAUGCAGAGCUUACUGCUGCCCCCAUUAAAGCUGCUAAACCAUCAGAAAUUAAGGUAGCACCUCCAAGCAAACCUGCCCCCGUUGAGGCUGCUAAGCCAGCUGCCGAGGCCAAGCCUGCCCCCGUUGAGGCUGCUAAGCCAGCUGUCGAGGCCAAACCUGCCCCCGUUGAGGCUGCUAAACCAGCUGUCGAGGCCAAACCCCUCCCUGUUAAGGCUGCUAAGCCAGCUGUCGAGGCCAAGCCUGCCCCUGUUGAGGCUGCUAAACCAACUGUUGAGGCCAAGCCUGCCCCCGUUAAGGCUGCUAAGCCAGCUGUUGAGGCCAAGUCUGCCCCUGUUGAGGCUGCUAAGCCAGCUGUUGAGGCCAAGCCUGCCCCCGUUGAGGCUGCUAAGCCAGCUGUCGAGGCCAAGCCUGCCCCCGUUGAGGCUGCUAAGCCAGCUGUCGAGGCCAAGCCUGCCCCUGUUGAGGUUGUCAAGCCAGCUGUUGAGGCCAAGCCUGCCCCCGUUGAGGUUGUCAAGCCAGUUGCAGAACCUAAACCCGCUUCCGCUGAGGUCACCAAGCCGGCUCCUGUUAAGGAUGCCACACUAGUAACUGAGGCCAAAUUGGUUGAGGUCAAGGCUGCACCUGAAGAGGUUGCCAAGCCUGCAGCUGAAACUUCAUCCGCUCCCUUAAAACCAGCUCAAGCUGAGCCUGCUGUUCCUGCCCCAGCUCCUCGUAAACUCACAUUUGCAGAGGCAGUUGCAAAACCUGCCCCUGUUAUACCUGAGGUUAAGGUAAUAAAUACAACUUCUGUACCCAUCUCAUCACCCAAACCUGCCCCCACACCUGCUAAAACACCAGCCAAGUUGGAGCCUGAGAUCAAGGAUGACAAGGGAUCUGGCACUGAGUCAGACAGCGAUGACUCAGUCCCUGAGCUGGAGGAACAGGACUCUGCACAGACACAGACACAGCAGGCUCAGCUUGCAGCAGCUGCUGAACUCGAUGAGGAACCUGUCAGCAAAGCCAAACAGAGCCGCAGUGAAAAGAAGGCACGGAAGGCAAUGUCAAAGCUUGGUCUCAGGCAGGUAACAGGGGUCACCAGAGUCACAAUUCGCAAAUCAAAGAACAUCUUGUUUGUCAUCACCAAACCAGACGUCUACAAGAGCCCUGCAUCAGACACAUACAUCGUCUUCGGUGAAGCUAAGAUUGAAGAUCUUUCCCAGCAAGCCCAGCUGGCUGCCGCAGAAAAAUUCAAGGUACAGGGAGAAGCUGUAUCAAACAUCCAGGAAAACACACAGACGCCAACAGUACAGGAGGAAAGCGAAGAAGAGGAGGUUGAUGAGACCGGAGUUGAGGUUAAAGACAUUGAACUCGUCAUGUCACAAGCCAACGUGUCGCGGGCGAAGGCUGUACGGGCCCUGAAAAACAACAAUAAUGACAUUGUCAAUGCUAUUAUGGAGUUGACAAUGUAAUGGGACCUUGUCAACGAAGAGUUGAAGAAAUGUUGCUGAUUUAAUCUAAGCUCGUUUAUACAAUUUAUACCCAAGAUGGAAAUAAAGUUGUGGCUUGAUAAAAUGAAA
This is a messenger RNA of Paralichthys olivaceus (Japanese flounder), 2740 nucleotides long. NCBI's taxonomy places the organism in Eukaryota, Metazoa, Chordata, Actinopteri, Pleuronectiformes, Paralichthyidae. The record is from RefSeq and is a predicted model, not a curated record.